This is a messenger RNA of Drosophila guanche, 2991 nucleotides long. RefSeq names its product protein cueball (gene cue). NCBI's taxonomy places the organism in Eukaryota, Metazoa, Arthropoda, Insecta, Diptera, Drosophilidae. The transcript is spliced from 4 exons. The record is from RefSeq and is a predicted model, not a curated record. Bases 243 to 2192 code for a protein of 649 amino acids.
UUAUUUGAAUGCUGUUGCCUGGCGGUGCGUGGUUGAUUGGGUCCGAUUUGCUUUAACCCUUUUAAGUCCGAGUCCGGUGAAUGUGAAAACAUCGCGGUGUUUACUCAAAUCCGACUUAUUUCUCAGUCCAAUACUUAUUGUCCGGGAAUAUAUAAGCUGCAAUCCAUUAGUGACACUGAACCCCUUAAUAGACAACGGUUGUGCAAUCGAGAGAAGUGUGAUAUUUAAAGUAGGCAACAAAAAUGUUAUGGUCUCCGUCAGUUCUAGUGCCAGUUAUAGCUGUUGCCGCCUGUCUGCCCGCCCUGGCAAUAGGAACUUCUCUGGAAUGGGAGUUUGCCGUCACAUUGAAGUCGAAAAUUCUGUUUUUAGAUGAAUUUUGGCGCUCUUUGGCAUCGGCGGCGCACGAGUUCGAUGAACUCUCAGCCAUGACCUUUGACGAAACGGAGGAACUCAUCUACUUCCAUGAUCGGGUGCACCAGAACAGCAGCAUAUUCUCGCUGCGACGAGACGCCCUGAUGGCCUCCCACAUAGCCGAGCAGGCGGUGCAGCGAACGGGGAAUGAAUCGGUGGGAGGAUUGGCCUACGAUCCGCUCAAUCGGAACCUCUUCUGGUCGGACACGCUGCAGCGGAAGAUCUACUUUGCCUCAAUCGAUAGUCAAGUGACGGCGGAGCCCAAGGUGCUGGUGGAUCUCAGCCACGAAGGUGCACGGCCCGAUGGCGUGGCCGUCGAUGUGUGCCGCAGGAAGCUCUAUUGGACGAACUCCAACAUCACGCAUCCCACGGUGGAGAGCAUCGAUUUGGCGGGCACCAACCGCCAGGUGAUCAUCGACACGGACAUCGAUAUGCCGCGUGGAAUUGUCGUGGAUCAGCUGUCGGAUCGCAUCUUCUGGAUCGAUGACCUGAAGGGCGUGUUCUUUGCACUGAAAAGUGCACGUCUCGAUGGCUCCGAUCGGCAGUUGGUGCUGCACGACAAGCACCACGAGCCGCAGAACCUUGCGGUGACCAAUGAUGCCAUCUACUGGACGGACAAGACCACCAAGGCGGUCUGGAGUCAUCCCAAGGUGCCCAUUGUCAAGGCCACCACCACCACCAUGAGUCCGGCUAAGCCAGAGGAAGAUGAUACGGCAACGGAGACCAUCGCAGACAUCGAACCAGAGCCCGUGGCAGAGGUGUCCGCACUCGUUCGUGUGGCCAAUCUCAGCGAGGAGGCAUGUGGCAUUGUGGCACGCACAGGAUUCUAUCAGCGACUGCAGAAGGAUGCACAUUGCGCGAAUGUGGUGCGCAAGGUUAAGGAGCGACUGGAUCAGAUGGCCAAGAAGAAGCAAAUGCGCAGCCUGGUGGACGAGAAGGUGGCCCAACUGGAGCGCGAUCAUUGCCUGAACGGCGGCACCUACAUUGCCGAUCGCGUGCUGUGCAUCUGCCCGACGGGCUACAAGGGUUCGCGCUGCGAGAUACGCGAGUGUCACAACUUUUGUGUGCACGGCACCUGCGAGAUCAGCGAUCGAGCGUAUCCCAAGUGCUACUGCCAGCCGGGAUUCACGGGCGAGCGUUGCGAGAUCAGCAAGUGCUCGGGAUUGUGCCUUAACGGUGGCCACUGCAAGCUGGAGGAUGUCUCUGAGAAGCCCAGCUGCGAGUGCCCCCACAACUUUGCGGGCGAACGUUGCGAGCAGAACUCCACGGAGAUCUGUGCGUUGUUCUGUCGCCUGCUGAAGCAUGAGUCGGACAUCUAUGUGCCCUUUGGCUGCCACGAUAUCUGCGAGGAACUGGCCAAGGAUGCAAGCGAUAAGAUCGCCAUACCGCAGUAUCAGCAUCUGGAGGUGUGCAUGACACCCAGUCCUUGGACCAGCAAUGUGAUCAUUGUCCUGGUUGUGGGCAUCGUGUCGUGCUUCUUCCUGGUGGCCAUCAUAGUCCAUGGCUUCCGUCGCUUGUACAAACCAAAGAGGCCACGCAUCAGGAAGACAUUUGUGGUGCGUAAGCAGGCGCGCACGAACUCCGCUGGCGACACACCGCUAACCAAUCGCCCGCUGGCCACCGAGCAGUGCGAGAUUACGAUAGAGAAUUGCUGCAACAUGAACAUCUGCGAGACGCCCUGUUUCGAUCCCAAGCUGGUGGAGCAGACACUAGCCAAGUCCUCCAAUUGCAAGGAGGACAAGAAGAUACUUAUUCAAAACAUGGACGAUGAUCUGUACUAAAAAGGAGGGAGUCGGCACUGCCGCUCCAGCAAAAACUGAACCUUGUGAUAGUCGUUGUCGAGUGCGGUGAUUGGUAUUCGAGCUUAAAAAAAGCUGCUGCCCGCCCGGCUCUCGGCCCCGUUUGCCCGCAAGGUGCACACACCAUUCAGAGAACACCAGGGAACUGGUGGGAACACUUAACACUCGCCGAAACCAUUUACUUAAACCGAAAGCAACAUGUGUACUUAGCAGAACUACCGCUAUAAAGCAUUAAAGCGGUAAAGCUUUGGUCUCUCGUUAAUUUAUUUUAGUGAAUCAUUUUUCAUUCUAGGGUUUUAUUACAAUUAUUAGAAUUUUUAGCUCAAAGCCGCGAGAGAGAAGAGAAGCAACACUUGAAAUUUUCGUUUCGUUUUUAAUAUUUGUUCAAUAGUUUAACGAUAUUAAUAUGAAAUUCGCUAUGGAAAUGAUGAAAGUCAAAGUGACUGACAUUAGCUUUAACAUUGGAAUAAAAACACGGAAAAACAAAGAAUUCUAGAAUUAGCAAGGAAGGAAGAAGCACGCACAACUCUUGCGACAGAGAUCCAUUAUGAAACAACGCUGAAAACUAGUUUACGAUUCAUUGUACAAGUUCCUGCUGCAUUGUGAAAACUGCAAUGCCCUCUGACCAUCCACACGUAGGCCAUGUCUUGCCCCAUCCUCGUCCGCUCCAGCGCAAAACCCACACCCACAUUUCGGCCAUAAAGAGAGUUGUAAAUAUUAAAGAAUAGUUUAAUUUUAGUUGUAGUCCUUAAGCAAGAAUGGUUGAAUAAAUAAAAUCAAA